AUGGAACUUCCGUUAGAGACUGGGACUCAAACCACUCGGGAUGGACCAGAGCGACAGGUAUUCAGAAACAUACAGCACGAAGACUAUGAAAGUCCCAGGGACGUCCCUUACAGACACAUCGAUGUGCUUGGCAAUGGCCACUAUGGAUUUGUGGAUGAAGUCGAGGCAAAAUCACAACAAGCAGACGGUUCGACUGCAGUAACGUACGCUAGGAAGACUAUUCUCGUGCAAAAGGCUCGCUCCGCAGAGACCACCCGUCGGAUUCGCAACGAAAUCGAUAUUAUGAAGCGACUAGAUCAUGAACACGUUAUCAGAAUAGCGGCAACUUACACCGUAGGAAACAGAUUCGCCAUCCUCAUGCAGCCAGUGGCGACAAUGAAUCUUGCUGAGUAUAUGGAUAGACAUCCUAAGCCGGCAUCCGAUUCUCCUAUGCGGUGUUGGUUUGGCUGCCUGGCCUCCUCGUUGGCUUACCUUCACUCAGAGCGGAUCAAACAUCGGGAUAUCAAGCCUGCGAACAUCCUCAUUAAGGGAGCGACUAUCAUUCUCACCGACUUUGGUAUCGCCCACGAUGUGCAGGACGAUUUGACAAGCUCUACCGUGGGCACGGUCGAUUCGAAGACGCCUAUGUAUUGUGCCCCAGAAGUUGCAGAUGAAAAGAGACGUGGUAGAGCCGCCGACAUCUUUUCACUGGGAUGCGUGUUUUUAGAGAUGGCCACA
Messenger RNA from Mytilinidion resinicola, 717 nucleotides. Its product is annotated as kinase-like protein. Gene Ontology annotation, biological process: protein phosphorylation. Gene Ontology annotation, molecular function: protein serine/threonine kinase activity; ATP binding. The annotation marks the transcript as partial. The transcript has a single exon. Lineage: Eukaryota; Fungi; Ascomycota; Dothideomycetes; Mytilinidiales; Mytilinidiaceae. The record is from RefSeq and is a predicted model, not a curated record. Gene Ontology annotation, cellular component: cytoplasm.